Molecule: messenger RNA, 1099 nt
Organism: Gadus morhua (Atlantic cod)
Lineage: Eukaryota; Metazoa; Chordata; Actinopteri; Gadiformes; Gadidae
Product: ETS translocation variant 4-like
Exons: 5
Coding region: 401-1099 (232 amino acids)
Biological process (GO): cell differentiation; regulation of transcription by RNA polymerase II
Cellular component (GO): nucleus
Molecular function (GO): sequence-specific DNA binding; DNA-binding transcription factor activity, RNA polymerase II-specific
Source: RefSeq, a predicted model, not a curated record
ACACACACACACACACACACACACACUCUCUCUCUCUGCUGAUUGUUACUCUGUUUUUUCCUGUCAACAUUCGAGUGUUGAGUGGAAGUCUUCACACUCUCAUCCUCCAUCUUGCUUCCAUGAUGAACUGUCUCUCUGACUCCCACCCGGUUACCAUCCUUGACAACCUGUCUCUCUCUGUCUGACCCCCAAACCGUUAACACAAAUCCCUGUCUCUCUGACACCCAUAUGGUUACCAUAACGUCCUGUCACUCUCUCCCUCGCUUUAUGACCCCCAAAUUGGUAACCAUGACGAUCUGUUUCUCUGACUCCCAGCAUGUUACCAUGACAACCUGUCUCUCUCUCUCUCUGUCCCCCAGACGGUUACCAAGAUGACCUGUCUCUCCAGUUGGACAGUAAAAUGGCCCCGGCCCCCACCUACCUGCAGCCCUACAGACCAUCUGACCUGUACCUCCACAAAGGCAGCCUCCUCGACCUCGACACAUACCCAGAAUUCAACUGGGUCUCCUCGUACCCCAAUGGUGAGCUGGACCCUCCGUCAGACCUCCAGGUCUCCAGCCCGGCGUUCUCUGGCCUGCUGCCUCAACACGGUGCCCCGAGCCCAGCUGCAGAGCCAAGCAACAGCCCCUUCCUGCCAGGAGCACCAGGGAACACUCUACUAAUUCCAGACGACAGUGAGCAGAGAUACUCGCACCGAGCUGAUCUUUACGACACCCAGAACCAGCCCUUCUUCUGGGCCGACUACCAGCCGCUCCAAGCCACUUCCUGUCCAUUCCAAGCCCCUUCCUGUCCGCUCCAAGCAACUUCUUGUCCGCUCGAUGCAGGGCCCAGGGAGCAGCACUGCCUCCGUGUGGCCAAACGCAAAAACACACAAAACACACACUUACAGGGGGCCGACCGAGACAGACAUGUUGGGAUGUCAGCCUACCCUGGCUCGGGACCCAUCCAGCUGUGGCAGUUCCUCCUGGAGCUGCUGCUGGACUCAGCGUGCCGCAGCUUCAUCACUUGGACCUGCGACGGGUGGGAGUUCAAGAUGUCUGACCCCUCAGAGGUGGCUAAGCGAUGGGGCCAGUGUAAGAACAAGCCCAAGAUGAACUAG